GACGCCGAGCAACCGCUUCGUGUAGAAACAAAUGAUCAGUCUCGCGAGACAUGUUUUCCCGGUUACCUGGAGAAACGAGAGUUUGAUUCAAAGUAAACCCGGUGAAACGCAAGAGGGAUGUUUCAGCGAGAACUUCUGCUGCAGGGUGCUUCAGGUGAAUUUGUCAGGGAAAACCAGAUCAAAAAUGCCAUCACCUCAAGCCUUGCAGCCAGUCCUGAAGAUGAAGGUGGACGAGCUCUUCCUGAAUUGGUUGAGUGAGUCAAGCACUCAGGUGAUACUGAAAGACUACCUCAGAAAGAUCAAGAAUGGAGAUGAGCUUGAGUUCGGACAGGGGGACUCUCUUGUUGUCACGGAAAACAACAACAUUGCCUCAAAAAGUAAUGUAUCGGAGAGGACUUCUGCAUCACUCAGUGCUCCCUGUAGCCCUCCCUCAGCCACUCUGCCAUCUGGAAGUGGCAGCAAUAACAGAACAGGGCUGAACAGCAGGGCACUCCGGCGAUCCAUCAGUAUAAAAAAGGCUCAGGUUAAGAAAGAAGAGGUCGUUACACCAGCGUUAAGCGAAAGCAUUCCAAAGUUCUAUUUCCCUCGGGGACGGCCCAAAGCCAAUAUCAACAUUGACAAUCUCAUUUCCAAGAUAGAGAAAAUAUUUUCUCAAUUCCCCGAUGAAAGAGUGACUAUUGAGGACAUGGGGAAGGUUGCCAAGGCUUGUGAGUGUCCUCUCUAUUGGAAGGCUCCAUUGUUCUAUGCUGCUGGGGGAGACAGGAGGGGAUAUGUGUCCGUGCACAAGUUUGUGGCAAUGUGGAGAAAAGUGCUGCAGACCUGCCACGAUGAUGUGUCCAAAUUUCUUCACCUUCUGGCCAAGCCAGGCUGCCCUUAUUUGGAGCAAGAGGACUUUAUUCCAUUCCUACAGGAUGUGGUUGACUCACAUACAGGGCUUGCUUUUCUAAAAGAGGCAUCAGACUUUCACUCACGUUACAUUACCACGGUCAUUCAGAGAAUAUUUUAUAAUGUAAACCGUUCUUGGACAGGAAAAAUAACAUGUUCAGAACUCAGGAAAAGCAGUUUCCUUCAGAAUGUGGCCCUUCUGGAAGAGGAAGAUGAUGUUAACCAGCUGACGGAGUACUUCUCGUAUGAACAUUUCUAUGUCAUCUACUGUAAAUUCUGGGAGCUGGACACUGACCAUGAUCUGUACAUAGAUCAGAGGGACUUGGCAAGGCACAGUGAUCAAGCCAUCUCUCAAAGAAUGAUCGAGAGAAUCUUCUCAGGAACUGUUACAAGAGACGGGAAGGUCCAUAAAGAGGGCAGAUUAAGUUACGCUGACUUUGUGUGGUUCCUGAUCUCAGAGGAAGACAAAAAGACUGAGACCAGCAUAGAGUACUGGUUCCGGUGUAUGGACUUGGAUGGCGAUGGAGUCCUGUCCAUGUAUGAGCUGCAGUACUUCUAUCAAGAGCAGUGUCAGAAGCUAGAGACUAUGGCCAUUGAACCCCUCCCCUUUGAAGACUGCCUCUGCCAAAUGCUGGACUUGGUUAGGCCAGAAGUCCCAGGAAAAAUCACCCUCCGGGACUUGAAGAGGUGCAAGCUAGCUCAUAUAUUCUUUGACACUUUUUUCAAUAUUGAGAAAUAUCUGGAUCAUGAACAGAAGGAUCCCUUUAUGGUUGCAAAGGAUGCUGAGACUCUGGGGCAGGAGAUUUCGGACUGGGAGAGAUAUGCUGCAGAAGAGUACGACAUUUUGGUGGCUGAGGAAACCGCCAAUGAGCAGUACAAUGAUGGCUAUGAAAAUGCCUUGGACCCGAUUGACCACCACAUGUCCAGUGAGUUUGACCUGCGCAGUGAGAAGAGGCACUUGUUUGAUAUUCCCAAUCCACACUGUAACCUGGACCUGGAUGAGUACGAGUAUGUGGACGAUUUUGAAUGAAAGCCACCGUCGCACUGCAAAGAUCAAAACUGUCCAGAGAAAAGCCACCCCCGGCAGAGCACAGCAGUUUACAGGCUGACCGCACUAAAACCUCGUCAGCAGCCAUCAUCUAGACAGGACGUCAACAGAGCAUCUGCAGAAGCUCCCAAGUUGAUGCUUGUGCUCUAACUGGCCAAGAGCGUGUUCCAGGGUUAUAAGAUAUGAUAACAGCACUAUCCUGGUGAAACGCAUUUAGAGAGGAAAGGCUGUGCUAGUCCGGCAUAUCAGCCGAAUAGAAUCGCCGCCACAAACCCUGACUGCUAAUACAGCUAUAUAUGCAUGAUGGGCACUGAAUACGCACCAGGCCUGGCGAGUAACUGCACAGGAACCUAACGCCUGGUCUUUGAGAUACACUUGAAAUACUGAAUGUGCACUACAUGCAUAACAUUUUUUAACAUUUGAAUUGGCCAAUAUAACAUUCCAGAGAUUAACCAAAGUAAUUUUAAGCUUGAUUUCAUGGACAGUUUGUUUAUAAUUGAGCUGUGUUUUGGUGCCUAAAAUGCCUCAUACCCUCAUAGGACCUUCUAGAGAAAGAACUGUUUUAAAAAUAAUGAUCCUGUCAGCCUCUAACCUUUUCUGCUCCACAGAUGUGAAAGCUAUUUUAAAUUAUAGACAGUAUUUAUAAAUAGGUGUAUAUAUUGUGCUUGCUGUGUUUUUGUUCAAAGUGUUACGCUUACUUCAGAUAAAUGUUUUAAUCAUGUUAAUGUUUUGCUUUUUUGUUUUUCUAUAAAAGUACUAUAAACAAGGUACUUUGGGGGAAAAUGGAUAAAUUAACCCUUUUUAUGAGUUCAAAUAAAGUAGUAAGUCAGUACAUCGUGUC
Messenger RNA from Pygocentrus nattereri (red-bellied piranha), 2774 nucleotides. RefSeq names its product protein phosphatase 2, regulatory subunit B'', beta (gene ppp2r3b). The record is from RefSeq and is a predicted model, not a curated record. Gene Ontology annotation, molecular function: calcium ion binding; protein phosphatase regulator activity. Gene Ontology annotation, biological process: protein dephosphorylation. Lineage: Eukaryota; Metazoa; Chordata; Actinopteri; Characiformes; Serrasalmidae. The transcript has 14 exons. Gene Ontology annotation, cellular component: protein phosphatase type 2A complex. Bases 32 to 1915 code for a protein of 627 amino acids.